Molecule: messenger RNA, 4904 nt
Organism: Piliocolobus tephrosceles (Ugandan red Colobus)
Lineage: Eukaryota; Metazoa; Chordata; Mammalia; Primates; Cercopithecidae
Gene: CCDC92
Product: coiled-coil domain containing 92
Exons: 6
Coding region: 3262-4257 (331 amino acids)
Cellular component (GO): centriole
Source: RefSeq, a predicted model, not a curated record
AGACUUGAUGUGCACAACUUGGAAAGCAUCUGAAUUUCUGCAUGAAAUUAAAUCUGCCCCAGACCUCGGGAUUGUCACCACAUCACCUGCGGGCUAGGAGAAGCGGCAAGGCUUAGAUACAUUUAUUGGUGUGUAUUCUCUCUUUUUAUGGGAUAGCGUCCUCUCUUCCCCAGCGGUGGGUUGCAAGAGCAAGUGACGUAAGUAACGUGAAAGAACACUGUGCUCGGGCAAGUCAGGUGGUCCAUGGAUAGAAUUAUGUCGCCAUGUUACAUUAGUGCCCUGAGAGGAAGGGACAGCACUUUGGAAGGAAAAUGGAAUUCGGCUUGAGCUGUUCACAGGGCCCCUUGUCCUCACGCUGCUGGAGAGCGCACUCGGCCAGGCCGGGCCUUCCUCAGACACGUUGACACUAGGAAAUGACAGCAGUGCACGCCCCCACCCAGGAAGCUGUCUUGCCACGUCUUCAGAGCCUACCUCUAUAGGAUUUGGAAUGAAAAGACUUUUUUGAGUAUUAAUUUUCUGAACAUGUAGAGUGAACAGUAAAUUAAUUUAGUACCUGGUGGAUUUGCCAUAGGAAAAAAUGUAACCUUUGAGUCCUGAUCAAGGUCACCUAUUCAGCAGGACUUUGACCUUCGAAGUACCCAUUUGCAUUGCUUCUGCUGGCAUUCUCUGGGGAGAGAAACCAGCAGAGCUGUGCACAGUCACCUGGGGGGGCUGGCCCCUGGCGGCCGUGACUAAGCCCCAGAGUGAUAGUCAGUUGGAGCCCCAUUAUCUGCAGCCAUGGGCAGCAUCCUCAAGGAGGGAAGAGGACCAGUGUCCUGGCCUUGCCACCUUUCGUUGAGCAAAUAACUCUAAGAUUGUGGAUGGCUCCCAGCAACGCUGAGGAACAAAGUUGGAUUGCCUCAGGACGGAGCGCUACAGUACAAAGAGCACACAAUUUGUAGCAUAUGCCCUUUUGACACAGAAAGUGCAAGCAUUUUGCCAGACGGGCUGGAUGAGCUGCUCUCCAUUCCUGGCUGACACACAGCUAAGACGGGGUGAGUGCCCUUACUCAGCAGGCGGCGUUAUUCAUCUGCAGCAGACGCCCUGUCUUUCUCCUGUCAUCCGCCACGCUGACCCUAUUACGGAUCUGUCAUGAAUGUUCCUUCAUGUUUCUAAAGCGUCUCUGAUACUGAAUUAAGUCUCUUGGGACCAACUCCAUUUCUCCCUCUGAAUUAUGUGCAUCUCCUGGCUGGGUCUCCUUAGCCUGAACAGGAUGCCUCGGUGGCUUCAGUCAUGCCACAGUACUGGGAGUGUGACAUCAUCACAAUGAUUACCUCUCUUCAGUAGUGAAGGAUCACAAUGGAAAACACCACUGUCUUUUAAGCCGUGGCAACUCUUUUGCCCCCAGAAAGCCAGUGAUAUUGUUAUUCUUUUGAGCUGAUGAGAAAAUAAUUGAGUAAUCUGGAUACCAUUUGGAGAUGUGCUUUGUUUCCCUGGCCCCAAGUGGACCUGUCUUAUUCAGGAAUAUCCUAACAGCUGUAGAAUGCCCUGCACAGAUGGCAUCUCCAUGUCAGGGCCUUUUAAGUCAGCACAGAGUGUGGAAGAAGGGGAGAGUGACAGUGAAAUGCCCCAGGCCAGGAGACCUUUGUCCCCCACUGUGAGGGCUCUAAGCGGUUCACCAGCGCUUACUGGCGAGCUCCACAUGUUACGUGAUCACACUCUCCCUGCUCGCGUGCCUUUUCUUCUCCAGGCUGUCUGCCCGUCAUAAUGGGACACUUUAAGGACGCUUUUGUGUUUCUGCAGUUAGAACAGUGGAUUAAUGAAAUACAGUGUUGUUAUGAUUCAAAGUUGCUGACUGACCAAGGCAGUUAGAGUAUGAGUACUUACUGAAUCACAUUUAAAUUUGUUACAAAUAAAAUGUAAUACCACACUAUGAUAGGGAUGGCUGCUGGCAACACUUUUACUCCAUUCCCCUCUGCCCCCAUGGGGUAUGUAGAAGAAAAUACUGACCUCUACAUAUAGGCGCAUCCCAUUUUGUGCCACCAUGGCGGGUAAGGUGGUCGUGUCAUUUCGGGGUGUUUUAGUAUAUCCUGUUUUCUUUGCGCAAGGUAUGCCUGUAAAGGAAGCACCUAAAUAGGAAGCCCAUGGAAACAAAGGCUUUUCAACCCUGAAGCCCUUACAUUCCCCUGGCACCACAGCUGCACUCCACAGACUGGCAGCGGGGACCCAUUUGCAGGCCUCCAGGGUGCCAGGCACUGUGCUAGGGCUUAAGGUGCAGCAGUGAACAGCCUGGAGUCCGUGCGAGGAGGUGGGGAAUAGACUCACACUUACAGCCCCUCCCAGACACAGACUAGAACUGGGGACAGGGCGGUGAUGCACCAGGUGCCGAGUCUGGGGGCCAGGGCUUCCGGGAGGAAGUAAACUUUUACUGAGACCUAAAGGAUAAGUAGACAGUGCAGACCCAGGAGAGGUGGGCAGGAGAGAGGCCCGAGAAGAGUGUUCUGGGCAGAGGAGGAGCCAUGAGAGGGCACCAGGGUGGGAGAAGCACCCGGAGGAAAGCUGGUGCCACCAGGAGCCCUGGGGAUAGGAGAAGUGAGGGUGGUGGGGCCAGUCACAGGGCCGGGCAGGCCAGUCCGAUUCUCAGAGCAGCAGGAACCGUUGGAGGUUUUUAAGCAGUCUCCAUUUAAAAAACCAAAUCACUCUGCUGCCACAUGGAGAGCAGAAUGGAGCAGGCAGGAGAGGACAGGGGAGGCUUUCUGGCAGGGAUUCGGGUGAGGGUGAGGACGGCCUCAGCAGUGGCGAGGGGUACAGUUGAGCGGAUCUGAGAACUGCUUUCAAAGCAGGAUGCCAGCGACAUCAUGGACUGGAAGUGGAUGGCAGGGGAUGCCAGCGUCAAGUCCACCCCCAGGUUGUGUAGCUGGGGACAGCAUUUGUGAGAGGUAGGAUGCUAGGCCUAGGGCAGCUCUCCUGUCAUCUGAGACCUACUAAAUUCUGGAUCACAUUUCAAUGCUUCUUUCUCACAUGGGCUCUGCUUCUUCCAUCAGCCAACAGAAUCCUGGAUUUGAGUCUGUCCUUUGGAAGUAGUGGUCAGGCAGCUCUGCUAGAGUUCCCACUUCCAAACCGCUUUCAGCUCUUCGGGAUUCAGCCUCCAGGUUGCCCUUGGAGUGGAGUCUGUGGCUUUCCCCUGAGCAGCGCCUGGAAAGUGUCUUCGUGUGACGAAAGUUAUUUUUCAGUGCUGUACAAGCGUCUUGAAUUACUCUGGUAGCUUUUCCAGAAAGACCCAUGACUUCACCACAUUUCUCGAGUUAUGAUGAAGGUCCCCUGGAUGUCAGCAUGGCAGCCACAAACCUGGAGAACCAGCUGCACAGCGCACAGAAGAACCUCCUGUUCCUUCAGCGGGAGCAUGCCAGCACGCUCAAGGGGCUGCACUCCGAGAUCAGGCGGCUGCAGCAGCACUGCACAGAUUUAACAUAUGAGCUGACAGUCAAAAGUUCGGAACAGACAGGAGAUGGGACUUCUAGAAGCAGCGAAUUAAAGAAAAGAUGUGAAGAGCUGGAAGCCCAACUGAAAGUGAAAGAGAACGAAAAUGCUGAGUUGUUGAAAGAACUGGAGCAGAAAAACGCGAUGAUCACAGUGCUGGAGAACACCAUCAAGGAGCGGGAGAAGAAGUACCUGGAGGAGCUGAAGGCCAAGAGUCACAAGCUGACCCUGCUAUCUAGCGAGCUGGAGCAGCGGGCCGGCACCAUCGCCUACCUGACCUCCCAGCUGCACGCUGCCAAGAAGAAGCUCAUGAGCUCCAGCGGGACCUCAGAUGCCAGCCCGUCAGGGAGCCCCGUGCUGGCCAGCUACAAGCCAGCACCCCCCAAAGACAAGCUACCUGAAACGCCUCGCCGCCGCAUGAAAAAGAGCCUCUCAGCCCCCUUGCACCCGGAAUUUGAAGAGGUCUACAGAUUCGGGGCAGAGAGCAGGAAACUUCUUUUGCGGGAACCAGUGGAUGCUAUGCCCGACCCUACCCCAUUUCUACUGGCUAGGGAGUCCGCCGAGGUCCACCUCAUCAAAGAGAGGCCCCUCGUCAUCCCCCCCAUCGCCUCUGACCGAAGCAGCGAGCAGCACAGCCCGGCCCGCGAAAAGCCGCACAAGGCCCAUGUUGGGGUGGCGCAUCGGAUCCACCACGCCACCCCGCCGCAGGCCCAGCCCGAGGUGAAGACCCUGGCGGUUGACCAGGUGAACGGAGGCAAGGUGGUGAGGAAGCACUCAGGGACGGACAGAACUGUGUGAAGCCCGCCGGGCCCCACCCCGCGCUGUCCAUGCACUGUGAGCACCACUAGGAAAUCUCAGCCACACCUUUUCUGUUUAAUUCCCAUGCAUGCCAAACUCUUUUCACACCUACCGACCAAUUCUCCUGCUCCUCUUGCCCUCUUCUUCACACCAAAAUAUGAUUGUGUCCCUGCUGCAGAAUAUGUAUUUCCUAAUUGCUGUGGCCAAAUGCCUGUGUGCCGAAUCGCUUGCUUCUGAUCCCGCUCCGUGUAACCUAAGUGCGCUGCGGACAAAGCCCAGGCCACGGCUGCGUCACUCCUGAUGUUCACUAUGCCACAUAGUUACACACCUAAUUCAUUCUCAAGUCGGAGCAACACAUACCAACCUUGACCUUAUCCUCAGGCUCCAGGGCAGCCUGGCCGAGCAGCCGCUGCUCCCUCCUGGAGACCCCUGUCACCUCCUGACUUCCUCCUGGAGACCCUGUCACCUCCUGACCAACCUUUCCCAGGGCGGCACCGAUCACCGAGCAGCCGUGUGUGUAUCUCAAGGAACUAAAUAAGAUGACGCUACUCCUCAUGGCACCACAACCAGAAUGUGUGUUCAUAUUUUUUUUGUUAGUUUUAUCCAAAAUGUUUCAGAUCCCAACAAACUUUAUUUUCUAAACCCGC